Messenger RNA from Aspergillus pseudotamarii, 461 nucleotides. RefSeq lists its product as uncharacterized. The transcript has a single exon. Lineage: Eukaryota; Fungi; Ascomycota; Eurotiomycetes; Eurotiales; Aspergillaceae. The coding region runs from base 48 to 212 and encodes 54 amino acids. The record is from RefSeq and is a predicted model, not a curated record.
GAAAUUGGAGCCUUUUGGCCCACUUGGGACUUUGGUAUGAAAGGUUUAUGGCUGCUAAGGAUCCUCAGAUAGCUUCAUUAAUCAAUAAUCUAUCUUUAGCAUCCCUUUUCAUUCUGUCCGGUAGCCAUAUCCUGUCAAUAACCUACCAUCCUGAUCUCUACCGCGUCUUUCAACAUCCGUCAAUAAGGACCAUCAUAGUUCCAACAGCUUAGAUAAUGAAUACACUUCCAAUGUAUGGAAGAGUUCCGAAACAUGCAUAUAAUUGAUGUGAAAUUUCAGAAGUGUUAUUUCAUCCUGUUCGAUUUCAAUACACGAAGUCCGAGAUAGCUUAUUAGUCGGUUUCAUAACGAUCAUCGGUAAAAGAGAGUGACUCUGAAUUCGAGGACUAGGAAAGAAGAGAAGAAAGUGGGUAAGAGAGAGAGAGAGAGAGAGAGAGAUUUAGUUGACACGGUCAUUUUCCA